Messenger RNA from Pieris rapae (cabbage white), 871 nucleotides. RefSeq names its product TM2 domain-containing protein almondex (gene amx). The transcript is spliced from 4 exons. NCBI's taxonomy places the organism in Eukaryota, Metazoa, Arthropoda, Insecta, Lepidoptera, Pieridae. The record is from RefSeq and is a predicted model, not a curated record. Bases 100 to 849 code for a protein of 249 amino acids.
UAAAAUAAAAAUGUAAAUAUAAUUACUGAUUACUGAUUAGUAAAAAAUACAACACAAUUUAACAUGUAGUAAAAAAGGUUAAUCAUUUACAAAAUAACAAUGCUUCGGUGUCUGCCUUUACGAAUUUCUAUUCGAGACAGCCUAAUAUUAAUAAUUUUAGUACUAUUUAAUACUGUUCAUGUUACGAAUAUGGAUAUUCUUGCAGCUAACAAUGAAAUGGAUAUUCAGAGUAAGCAAAGUAAAACAAAGGAAGAUAUUGGAAGUAAACUAGUUAAUUUUAAUGGAAAUGAUGAUUAUUUAAAAAGUUGUCCAACUGCAGAUGAAGAGAAUGAAAUAAAUUGCUAUGAGCUAAAUUAUCCUUGUUUAGCUUGUGACAGGAGUAUUGAUUGUGUUUAUGGAGCCCUUUUUAAUUACACUUGCUAUGUUAAAGCAAAGGUGACUUGCAAGGGGACAAGAUCUUUCAACAAAACAGCACAAUGCAGAUUUUGUUAUCAAACUGAUAAAUGGGAGCACAGAUGUGAUCAAAAAGCUAGCUGUAAUUCUUUGGCUUCCCCCAUAAAGUAUUAUUUAACAAAUUGUACAGUUUCUGAUGAUAUUAUUUGCUUAGGAAAGAGGAGGUUUUUGAAAAAAAUUAAGUGUUCAUGGACAGCUGGAACACAUUGGGGCACUGCAUUGGUACUUGCCUUGACUCUUGGUGGAUUUGGAGCUGAUAGAUUUUAUUUAGGACACUGGCAAGAAGGCAUUGGAAAACUGUUUAGCUUUGGUGGCCUUGGUGUGUGGACGUUAGUUGAUGCUUUAUUAAUAGGUAUACACCACCUUGGCCCAGCAGAUGGAUCUCUGUAUAUUUAAGCAAUAAAUAUUGUAAGGAAUA